Molecule: messenger RNA, 1920 nt
Organism: Hydra vulgaris (swiftwater hydra)
Lineage: Eukaryota; Metazoa; Cnidaria; Hydrozoa; Anthoathecata; Hydridae
Product: origin recognition complex subunit 1
Source: RefSeq, a predicted model, not a curated record
UCAAAACUUUUAUAUCCAAUUAUCUUAUAACAAUGAGAGAGAAAGAGGAAAAUGUAGAACUUUUUAUGUUUAUUGCAAAGAUACAAACCUAUGGAAACCAUGAAAGAAAAAUUCCUUUUUAAACCCUACAAUAGAGUAUUAUUUUCGAGUUUAUCAAAACAAGAUCGCAAGCUUUGGCUUUUAAAACAGUUUUCACUAUUUGAGCGAGAAAUUCAAAAUUUCAUUAAAGAAAAAAAUGGGUUGGUUGAACAACUCUAUAAAAGAUUAAAAAAAGUUACACAACGAUGGGCUUUUUGGAAUCACAAAAACUUUGGACCAGUAGUUUCGAGAGAACAAGUACGCCAUCUACGCUCUUGGGAUAUACAAAACCAACCUAAAUUAGAACAUAAGGAUAAUAUAAUGGACGCGUUGGAAAGGUUUGAGUGCUAUUGCAAAAAGUCUUUCCUUCUUUUAAGAGGCUUUCGUGAACAUAUUUAUACUCCACUAUGUGAAUAUCUCUCUGUAGAAAAUGAAUCAAUUGAUGCCGAUGAAAACUUUAAGUCUCUUGAUAAGUGUCUAGCUAGAUGGGAAUACUUACUUCAAAACAACAAUUUCAACAAAAAAGCACUCACUAAACAAAGUUUGAAAUUUCUUAAUGUCAACUUACCUAUGAGAAAAACUGAAAACGAUUUAGUAUUAAGACUAAUUCCAGAUUUAAUUGAAUCAAAGUUACAAGUGCUGAAUGGUGCGCAUAGAUCAUUAGGAGACAAAACAACAAACUUUGAUAGAAGUGUCACUUACAUACUUCCGCCGUUGUUACAAAAAGAAACUGCUGAUGCUGUGUCUAUUGACCCAUAUAAAUACCAACAAACUAUCCAAUUAAUUCCACAGUACAAUGAAAACUGCUGUAAUCCAUCAAAUUUUCAACAGUUAACUGAGGAGUUAGAUUACACUAGGCAACGUUGUGUAACGUUGGAAGCUGAAGUUGAAUCUUUAAAGAGUGAUUGUAAAAAAUUAGAGGAACAACUCGAAAGUUCGCUAAAUACAAACAUAUCAUCAAAGUUCUGCAAUACAAAAGUAGAAAAUAUCUUAGUAUGCAAAGAGAAUCAACCAAAGCAAUUUAAUCAAUGUGAUGAUGAAUCGCGUCGCAUUGCAAAUGAAUUAUAUCGCGUCAAAGCUUCUUAUAGCUCUCAGAAAAUCAAGUACUUAAAUGCAAAAAAAAAAAUUAAAGUUUUAAACAAACAGCUGGACCUAUUUAAUUACCGCAUAUCAAAUAUGGUAAAAAAUUAUCAAGAAAGAAAUUCCAACAUUAAUGCAGACUCGCAUAUACCUUUAAAAAAAAACAACAAGCAAGAACAUAAAACUAUUAAUUUACAGAAGCAAUGUUUACAUUUUAAAAAUGAUCUUGAUAAAAUGAUGGUACAUAGCAAUAAAAACUCUGCUACGUCUAACGGAUUGGACGCAGCAUUCCAAACAAGACAUACACAUAGUUCCCAGAUAAUAAAGGAGCAGUGUCAAACAAUCAAAGGAGAAACGGUGCACAUUAAAGAAAAAGUGGAGUACAAAGCCAAUAAUUCAACUCAGAAUCGAUCAAAAAACAACUUAUUAUAUAAAGAAAAUCCGAGUAAAAAUAAUAAAAUAACAACUACUGAUUCGACAAAGUUGAAUGAAAGUAACGAAUACGGUUCAAACAGUUUUAAAGAAAAUAUGUUCCCUAACAUUAACCUUUCAAAAAAGAUGUAACAAAAGUGUUAUAGAAAAAGUAUAUAUAAAACAAUAAAUAAAACUUUCACAUUUAUAUAUUAUAUAUAUACAUAUAUAUUGUUUAAAAGCUUGUUAUAUUUUAAAAAACAAAUUUUAACAACGCUUUUACCCGCUGGGAAAUAAGCUAGCGGCUAGAUAGCUUUAUAGCAAUUUUUGAAGUGGUUUUUUUUUCGCUCA